AUGGUAGUCUCCGCCGUCGAUACAUGCAAACGGCAAGAAAAAUUCAACCAUGGAAUGUUUCAGGACGGGGACGUCAUCCUGGGCGGUUUGUUCCCAAUAUAUUUAAGAGUCGCGCCGGAUUAUAGAUCAUUCCAAUCUCACCCUCAACCAGUGCGCUGUGUGGAGUUUAGUCAAAGUGGUCUUCGUUGGACCCUCACCAUGGUAUUCGCCAUAGAAGAGAUAAAUAGGAAUACGGAGUUACUACCUCACACGACUCUGGGUUACGAAAUUUUCGACAGCUGUGACGCAUCUUCUGAAGGUCUGAAAGGAGCUUUCAAUUUACUGAAGGGAAAAGGCAAUAGCGCUCCCAACUCCACGUGCGCUGGAGUCCCAUUAGUACCUGUGAUUGUGGGAGAUGGUGCGUCAUCGCAAUCUAUCGCAGUGUCUCGACUAGUUGCUCCUUUCGCCAUUGGUCUGGUCAGCUACUUUGCGUCAUGCGCUUGCCUCAGUAAUAAGAGUGAGUUCCCAACAUUCUUGAGGACAAUUCCUAGCGAUACUGUUCAAAUGAAAGCUUUAGUUCGACUCAUACACCACUUUGAUUGGACCUGGAUCGGAGCCGUGGCUGAAGACAACGAUUAUGGUCGCUUCGGGAUGAGGUCUCUCAUUGAAGAGGCUGCGAAGUUUGAAAUCUGUAUCGCCUACAUCGAAUUCCUUUUACCCGGUCGCACAAGAGAAAGAAUGCGUCAAGUUGCAAAGACCAUUAGAACAUCCUCUGCUAAGGUGUUGAUAAUAUUCUGUGGAGAGAGUGACGCCAUGUCGUUGGUAAAUGAACUCAGAAUGCAGAACAUCACCGACAUCCAGCUAAUCGCGAGUGAAGCCUGGGUCACAUCAUUCCAACUAUGGAGAGCAGAAACUGUGGAUAUUUUAUCAGGAACAAUCGGGUUUGGAAUCAGGAGAGCGGAAAUUGUGGGACUGAGAGAGUUUCUAGUCAAACUUCAUCCUUCCACAGCACCAGACAAUCCGUUUGUUGAAGAACUCUGGCGCCAAGUCUUUGGCUGUAUCAUAAAUUCCUCAAAUCAGAGCCUGAAAGAAAACAUGUCAGGGUUUCCCUACAAACCGUGCACCGGUUCAGAAAACCUAGAGACGGUUGAAUCUGCAUACUCCGAUGUGUCGCAGUUAAGAGUUUCCUACAAUGUAUACAAAGCGGUAUACGCCAUAGCACACGCCCUUCAGAAUUUACAAUCGUGUGAAAAUGGGAAAGGCCCAUUUAUCAACAACACAUGCGGUCAAAAGUCUAAAGUUCUAUCCUGGCAGCUUUUGCACUACCUGAGGGAGGUACGUUUCACCAGCCAGUUUGGGGAGGAAGUAAGCUUUGAUAAAAAUGGAGAUCCUAUUGCUUCCUAUGACCUGAUAAACUGGCAGAAGCGUCCUGAUGGGUCGAUUGACUUUGUUAAUAUUGGCUAUUAUGACGAAGCGUUGCCGAAAGGGGAGGAACUCGAGUUGGAUGAAAGUGGAAUUGUGUGGCACAGAACAGCUCUUCAAAAUAAGGUUCCUCUCUCAACGUGUAGUAAAAGCUGUCUUGCAGGUACCAGAAAAGCUGUACGUAAGGGUCAGCCUGUUUGCUGCUUUGAUUGCUUGCCAUGCGCCGAUGGGGAGAUCAGUAACGAAACAGGUUCAAUAGAAUGCAUCAAAUGCCCGUCAGAUUACUGGUCCAACGAGCCAAGAAAUCAGUGCAUUCCGAAAGAAAUUGAGUUCCUCUCCUUUCAAGACAGCAUGGGAAUAACGCUGACGGCGAUUUCACUGCUUGGAGCUUGUAUCACAGGGGCUGUUGCAGCUGUAUUCUUAUAUUUCAUAAACACUCCUAUUGUAAAGGCCAACAAUUCAGAAUUGAGUUUCCUUCUACUAAUCUCAUUAAUACUGUGCUUUCUGUGCUCCAUUGCAUUCAUCGGACAGCCCUCACCAUGGUCAUGCAUGGUGCAGCACACUGUGUUUGGAGUUAGUUUUGCUCUAUCUCUUUCUUGUAUUCUUGGUAAAACUUUGGUAGUCCUAAUGGCAUUUAAAGCAACUCUGCCGGGUAGUGAUGUCAUGAAAUGGUUCGGACCCAAACAACAAAGGUCAAUUGUUUUUAUCUGCGCAUUGAUUCAAGUAAUAAUAUGUGUGAUCUGGUUGUUGACUUCUCCCCCACUCCCAGCUAAAAACACCAAAUAUCAAAAUGAAAAGAUUAUCCUCGAGUGUGGCGUGGGUUCCACAGUAGCAUACUGCAGUGUGUUUGGUUACAUUGGCUUAUUAGGUUGCAUUUGUUUAAUUUUAGCCUUAUUGGCCCGGAAGCUACCGGACAGAUUCAAUGAAGCUAAACUCAUAACGUUCAGCAUGCUCAUCUUUUUUGCAGUUUGGGUGACAUUUAUUCCAGCUUAUGUGAGCAACCCCGGAAAAUACACGGUGGCUGUUGAGGUAUUUGCAAUUUUAGCAUCGAGUUUUGGAUUAUUGUCCUGUAUCUUUUCUUCAAAGUGUUACAUAAUCUUGUUAAAACCGGAAGAGAACACCAAAAAACACGCAAUAGCUAAAAAUGUACAACCGUAA
This is a messenger RNA of Rhincodon typus (whale shark), 2559 nucleotides long. Its product is annotated as extracellular calcium-sensing receptor-like. Gene Ontology annotation, molecular function: G protein-coupled receptor activity. The transcript has 6 exons. NCBI's taxonomy places the organism in Eukaryota, Metazoa, Chordata, Chondrichthyes, Orectolobiformes, Rhincodontidae. Bases 1 to 2559 code for a protein of 852 amino acids. The record is from RefSeq and is a predicted model, not a curated record. Gene Ontology annotation, cellular component: membrane. Gene Ontology annotation, biological process: G protein-coupled receptor signaling pathway.